GUUCCCAACGACUUCCGAACAGUCGGUAAGUCAAUCUCAUCUCCUGGAGUAUCUGAUGACGACGAGGAGUACCCGAGGACAGUGCCGUCUUCUGUCGGCACUGCCAAAAGCGGCAAGCCUCGAAAGAUUUCCUCGGUCAGCACAAGGACGUCUCCUGAUUGG
Molecule: messenger RNA, 162 nt
Organism: Perkinsus marinus ATCC 50983
Lineage: Eukaryota; Perkinsozoa; Perkinsida; Perkinsidae
Exons: 1
Source: RefSeq, a predicted model, not a curated record